Molecule: messenger RNA, 6354 nt
Organism: Lethenteron reissneri (Far Eastern brook lamprey)
Lineage: Eukaryota; Metazoa; Chordata; Hyperoartia; Petromyzontiformes; Petromyzontidae
Product: seizure protein 6 homolog
Source: RefSeq, a predicted model, not a curated record
GAUGAUGAUUCUGGCGUAGUCGCUUGACUGCUGUACAGGCAGUGGGAGCUUCACGCUGCCUUUCUCGGGAAGCGUACGAGCGAAAUAUAGACUAAGUCAGUUCCAGAAGAGCCUUCAUUUAUUCCCAUCCAGUCGUUUGGGCUAUCAGUCCGGCUAUUGCGCGCGCAUGCGUGUUUCCUUAUUAUAAUUGUGAGCUUAUUUUUUUUAACACCAUAAUUGUUUAAAUAAAUAUCAGACACAAUUACAACAUUUUUUUAAGCGUUGAUUAAACGUAAAAAAACCCACUACCGUCGUGUUUUGAUUUAUUUAUUGUUAUCGAGAUACACGUAAAAAAUUCUCGAUUGUACACAAUCAAAUCUCUCGCGAGGAUUUUUUUUCCUCCCAUUUGCAGAUACAUUUUUUUCCCUUGGGUAUCAGAACAGCGAAUUAUGCUGUAGCGACACACACGCGCACAGACACGUACACACAACGCACGCACCGAGAGAGAGACCACCAACCACCAUCACCGCAGCAGCAGCGUUCGCGCACACGGCGCAGGGCAGGCAAAGGAGGAGGAGGUGGUGGUGGUGCCUUCGGUGAUCUUCCUCUCUCAUCUCGCCGCGCUCCGCUGUGCAAAAUCCGCGAUGCCGUCGAGGGGCUAUGGCAGCCUGACCACGGUGCUGCUGCUGCUUCUGUUGGGCUGCGUAGCCGUCCUCGGAGCUCAUGGAGCGAGCGACGGGGGCGACGAGCCGAUCCCCACGGCAUCCUCCUCCACGUCCCCGGCCACGUCUGCCACGGAGGACGACGAGGCCUCGGUGCUCACGGUGACCUCGGUGACCUCCAGCCAGACGGUGCAGCCCAGCUCCGGCACGCAGCGGAUGCAGCCGGGGCUGCCGGCCAUCGCCAGCGGCUCGGCGCUCUCUGACCUCGUGCACCGCUCCCUGCUCAAGAAGGACUUCCUGGGCCGCGAGCCGUUCUUCAGCCAGCAGAACGCCGGCCGUCUCGUCGCGUCGCUCGAGAGCGCCAAGCGGGAGGGCGGCCGCUUCACGAACCCCCGCGACCCCGAGAGCGCCGACAAACCCGCCGGCGAACAGCACGGCCGCGAUGACGACGACAAUGACAACAACAACCGACGCGACGACGGUCACGGCAGCGACGACGGCAAUGACAAGGAGGCCCUGGCGGCCGCCAUGGCGACCACGGUGCUGACCACCACGGUCACCACGCCGACGCAGCAGACCAAGCUCCAGAUUUCCAACUCCGGGCAGACGGCGGCAGCGCCGGCGGUGGCAACGGCGGUGGCGGUGGCAUCGGCGGCGGCAGGCACGACGUAUGGAACCACCACUGAAGUUCUCACCACGGCUCGCAGCGCCGGCGCGGCGGGGCCCGUCGCUCGGCACGGUGGCGGCGGCGUCAUCCCGGCUCACACGACGGCCAAGCGGCAGGACGCCACCUGGGCCACGCGCGCCCCGGCCCAGCCGACCCUGCCCACUGAGCCGCCGGGCGACUACGCAGCUACGCACGCGCGCACCCGGCUCGUCACUGCCGCGGACCCCACGGGGACGACGCGCGAUGCCGUCGGCAAGGCCCUGGCCGACGAGGAGCGACGCGGCCCGGAGGAGCCGGAGCGCGGCGACGACGUCACUCCGCCGGGCGAUGGGGCGACUAGGAGUGGCAGCCUUGCCGCUCUGAGCGCAGCCGCCACCACCGGCGCCGCCGCCAUUGCUACAAACGAGGGCGGUGAUGGCAAAGCUGCUCCCACGGCAGCGGUUGGCGUAGAGGAGCGUCCGACCGAAACGAGUCCCGUGGCUGAGGCGGUGCUGCCGGAGAUGGACAAGGACGAGUCGCUGGGGGUCGCGACCGAGGCGGUCGGACGGCCGGAGGUCACCGCGACCGUCGCUGCUGCUACUGCCGCCGCCGCCGCUGCGGAGGAAGAGGAGGAGGACGACGCUCUGUCGAGCGACGUUCACCCGGACAGCGACGCGGCCACGUCCGCCGUGACCGAUGCCGACGAGGAGACGACCACCACCACCAUCAUCACCACGACCAUCAUCACCACCGUGCAGACGCCAGUGCCGUGCAACAUGAACUACACAGGCCCCGACGGCUACAUCGACUCGCCCGAUUCGCCGGGGUUUCCCUACUUCAGCAGCCUGGACUGCACCUACACCGUGACGGUGUACACCGGCUACGGCGUCGAGCUGCAGGUCAAGACCCUGAACCUGGUGGAGGGUGAAGUGUUGUCCAUCUACAGCAUCCUCGACGGCCGCCCCCUCGUGCUGGCCAAUCAGACGCUGCUCGUCGAGGGCCAGGUGAUCCGGAGUCCGACCAAUCAGGUGUCGGUUCAUUUCCAGAGUUUCCAGAUCGGAGUCCCGGGCUCGUUCCGAUUCCACUACCAAGAGUACGUGCUGAGCUGCCCCGUGCCGGGGAAGCCGGCGUUCGGCGAGGUGUACGUGAGCGGCCUGCACCCCGGCGGCAAGGCCUACUUCCACUGCAAGGCCGGCUACCAGCUGCGUGGCCAAAGCAUCCUCACCUGCGUCAACAGCACCCACCCGGGCUGGGACGCCACUGAACCCCUGUGCUUAGCGAUGUGCGGUGGCCUCAUCCGGAACGCGUCCGUGGGGCGCAUCCUCUCGCCCAACUUCCCGGCCAACUACACCAACAACCUGACGUGCGUGUGGCUCAUCGAGGCACCCGACGGCCAGCGGCUGCACCUGCACUUCGAGAAGCUCGCCCUGGCCGAAGACGACGACAGGCUGAUCGUGCGCAACGGGAACACGUCGAGCGCCGUGCCGCUCUACGACUCGUACGAGACGGAGUACUUCCCCGGCGAGGGCGUCAUCAGCACGAGUCGCUACUUCCGCCUGGAGCUCACGACCGACAACGUCGGCACGGCACCGGGAUUCGCCGUGCGAUACGAAGCGUUCGAACGCGGCCGCUGCUACGAGCCGUACAUCCAGUACGGCAACUACAGCAGCUCGGACCCGCUCUACUCGGUGGGCACCCUGGUGGAGUUUGCGUGCCACCCCGGCUACACGCUGGAGCAAGGAACCCCCGUCAGCGAGUGCCUGGACAUCCGCGAGCCCUACUGGAACCAGACUGAGCCCAUCUGCCGUGCGCUGUGUGGCGGCGACGUCACCGGGUCGCACGGAAUCAUCCUCUCCCCCAACUACCCCGACAUCUACGACGAGGGCCAGGACUGCAUCUGGGGCGUGCGUGUGCGCGAGGGGCGGCGCAUCCUGCUGGAGAUACAGCUGCUGGACAUCGGCAGCACGGACUCGGUGACGAUCUUCGACGGCGACGACCUGACGUCGCGGGCCCUGGGACAGUACGCCGGCACGCACCACCGCUUCCGCGUCUUCACCACGGGCUCUGAGGUCACGGUGCAGUUCCUGUCCGACCCCGCGGGGCCCAUCCCCGGCAGGGGUCGUGGCUUCGUCGUCCACUACUCCGAGGUCGUGCGUAACGACACGUGCUCGCCGUUGCCCGACGUGACGCACGGCUGGAAGACGCUGUCUCACGCUGAGCCGAUUCGCGGCACGGUGGCCACGUACCAGUGCGAGCCGGGCUACGACAUCCUGGGCACCGACAUUCUCAUGUGCCAGUGGGACCUCUCCUGGAGCACCGACCCGCCCUCCUGCCAGCGCGUGCAGUACUGCUCGGACCCCGGCGUGACGGAGCACGGCCGGCGCGUGCUCUCCGACUCGCGCUUCCUCGUCAGCUCCACCGUGCAGUACGGCUGCGACCGUGGCUACCAGAUGGAGGGCGGCUCACUGCUCACGUGCCACGCGCGCGACACCGGCAGCCCCAAGUGGAGCGCGCCGGCGCCGCGAUGCGUCCCCGAGGUGUUCGACCCGUGUGUGAACCCCGGCAUGCCGGAGAACGGAUACCAGCUGCUGUACAAGCAGCUGUACCAGCCGGGCGAGCUGCUGCGCUUCUCCUGCCUGGACGGCUUCCAGCUGGUGGGCGACGUGAGCGUGCGCUGCCUGCCCGGCCACCCGUCCCGCUGGAGCGGCUCGGCCCCCAAGUGCCAGGUGGCAUACACGGAGCACCACACUGACCCGAAAUCUGAAGUUGCCAAGACGAGCGAAUCGGGGGUGCAGAAGCCCGGCCGUGACAUCGUGGUGGCCAUCACCAUCCCCGUGGUCAUCGUGGGUCUGCUCAUCGGAGGGAUUUACGUUUACUUCACCAAGCUGCGCGGGAAGUCGUCCCUACGCGUGCCGCUCACGAGCUCGCACUCCUACGCUCGCCUCCCAGACGAGGCCGUCUUCGACAAUCCCAUCUACGAGAUCGGAGACACCCGGGAGUACGAGGUCUCCAUCUAGGGCGGGCGGGAUGGCUCCGCGGGGAGACGAGCGGCACCACUCUCUCCCACGACAUCGCCUCACUGGCCGGCGCGGCCUUACGCAGAGCCCCGGGCACAACGCGCCCCCGCUGCCCCCGCCGCCCCUGCCGCCGCCGCCGCCACCACCCGCCUGCCCGCGACAUCAUUCGUGUAAUCGGUCGCAUUACGUAGGAAUCCGCUAAACCGUUCUGAGCAGUUUGCAAGCGCCGCCGUCUUCACACCCCGCACUGGCACGCAAGUGGUGGGUAAGGUCACACGCCUCCUUCUCCUGCAAAGCUUUACAGCGCAGAGCCGUCUGCCGCACAUCGUUUGUGAAGUCUUUUGGUUUACAGCGUUACCGUCGCUCGCCGGCUCUGGCGUCGGGCCCUCUCUUUGCGCCGACAUCCCCCGAGCUCCGGGGGGGGGGGGGGUGGGAAUAGGAGAGAGUUUUAUUUAUUUAAUGUGCGGGAUUCAAUGGCUACCUUACCAAACUUGCUGAAACACAAAUGAGAGAAGAAUCGAGCGAGCGAGUCAAAUUGAGAAAAAUCGAAUAACGCUGAGCUUUUGUAACGAGACAUUUUUCACAUUCGCUGGAUGUUUGGGUCGCCGCCACGCUCAACGCCGCACGAGCAGCGGUCCCCGCUGAGCGACGUGUCAGAUCCCUCACUGCGCCACCCCCCCCACACCCCGUCUGGCGAGGAGAGGCGUUUCUCAUUUUAGGGAGAUGAUUUAGUUUUGCCGUCUUCACGAUGAACGCGUCGUUAGCGCGAGCCUUGCUCACCCCGCAGAAUAUAAUAUUAUACGGUAACCUGUGACUCGCGAGCACUUAGUAGCCUGUGAUCGUGAUUGUGUGCUUUACCUGCGAAUUUACAGCGAAUUAGCAGCUUUUACGGCUCGAGUUAACUGCAACCGUUUUCCAAAAAAACAAGAAUUAUCGGUGGAAUUUUUACGAUGACCGACAACGUCUGGCAACUUAGUUUCACGAAAACCACAUGUCACUUUUUUUGAUGUUCCGACAACUAUCUUAACUGUUCCGGGGUUUUUUUGUUGUUGUUGUUAAGCACGAGUAAGAAAAAAAAGAUUUAAGAAAAAGGGGCCGUAAAGCCCUGAACGUUUUAUCUUAAUCACAUUUAAACUUCAGGUGAGCUCGAGUAAGCAUGCAUGCUCUACUGUAACGCCGAGUCUCGUGUACUUCAGUCCGUUACAAUGUUUUACGAACCGAGCCGUGUUACCACUUUUACGAAACUGUAUGGCACCUCCGCACCGCUUCUGGCACACAACCGCCCCCACCUUAGCACUCAUUCCAGCAACUUUCCCCCUUUCCCCUCGUGUGUUCCGCCAAUUCGAAACCUUCUUGAUCUUUCUGUUUUUCCCAUUUCGCGUAGGACCGCUUCCCCGUCUCUCCCCCCCCCCCCCCCCCCCCCAUGCCCUCAUCCACCGCCGCGGCAUUCGCCGUAGUUCUUCGCUAGGUAGUUUUUUGGACGGGCGAGCGAGUGGGCGAGCGAGCGGGCAAGCACGUGCCGAGACUCGCCGCUCCGCCGCCCCCUUGUGCUCCCAUCCGCUUGUAAAUAAGCAGGGCACGUCUUGUGGGAAAGAGGCGCCGUCGGAUGUGACCGACAGGUUUAAGAAACAGACCGCUCGAUUAAUCCGAACCCCGAGGAGAGGAAAAAGCAACGAAGAUGGCCCGAACCGUCUUUGGGUGAACACAACUUGAAGGGCGCGCAUCCGAUCCGUUGAUCUUUUGUUUGAAACCCGUCGUGAACGCGAGAAGGCCCACGUCUUCUUUGCAUUGCAGAGUUAGGACGGCGCGAGGUUGCCCGAACCUCGCCCUUCACUGGCCGGGGUUGGGGGCCGGUGGAUGGCCACGCCAAUUCGGCGUGGUACGGUGUUGUCGGGCGCUGGAAUUUUUUCCCCCAAGGCGAGCCCACGGUUCCAUCGUUUCUUGAGGCUCAUUUGUCCGGCGUGGCUUUCAAGUGUCGCUGUUUGUUAUGAUGAUGAUGUGAUCUCUUAUUUAUUGAUUAACUGAAUAAAUUAUGCCGGUUUUGUGUGUA